Messenger RNA from Mycosarcoma maydis (corn smut), 456 nucleotides. Its product is annotated as putative NADH dehydrogenase (ubiquinone) 22K chain precursor. NCBI's taxonomy places the organism in Eukaryota, Fungi, Basidiomycota, Ustilaginomycetes, Ustilaginales. The coding region runs from base 1 to 456 and encodes 151 amino acids. Gene Ontology annotation, biological process: mitochondrial electron transport, NADH to ubiquinone. The record is from RefSeq and is a predicted model, not a curated record. The transcript has 3 exons.
AUGGCCACUCACCGAGAUGCCAAGUUUCCAGGGAAACCCUACAUCGACCCGGCUCCAAUGCCUUCGAGCCAGCCACACAUUGACGAGCUCGGUGUGACCUCUGCACCGCUCAAGUCUGCGAGUUUCUUUAUUGGCGAGCAUUGCAAGGAUGUCAACGAGGACUUCAUGCUUUGCAAGAACGAGAGUCGUGACCCUGCCCACUGCCUUAAGGAGGGACGUCGUGUAACGAGAUGCGCGCGCGAUUUGAUCAAGAAGCUGAGUGACAGCUGUGGUAAGGAGUGGGAGGCUCACUACCAAUGUCUCGAGCAGCACAACCAGGAGUUCUACAGAUGCAGGAAACCAGAAAAGACACUCAACCAAUGUGUGUUUGAGAAGUUGAAAUUGGCCAAGAACAUUCCCGGAUCGCCAGAAGGCCAGCCGCAGAUUCACGAAAAGAAGAACCCGGUGUUGGGUUGA